UGGUUUCCACGCCCUGUACUAUAGUGCCAUUCCCUAAUUACGUAGUUGCUAAAGUUUUCAGUUUGCAGUCUGCCACAGAGAACAUUAAACACAGCGAGGCUGGACUGGUUGUUUCAACACCCUGAAGAGAAUAUCAAGUUAACUGAUAGCCAAACUAUCAUUAAAGCUGUGCGCCCAAAACUACUGCACAAAUAGGUACAAAAUUCAUCCUUGGAUAACGUUUAAUAUUAAAUUCUGGCAGCAUGAACUUAUCUUCCUGUAUCUCAUCCCUGGGAGAUGAAUAUAGAUCUGAGGACUAUGUUGAGCCUCACUAUAAGGAAUGGUACCGUAUAGCGAUUGAUACAUUAGCAGAUGAAGGUAUUCCUGCCUAUGUAGAGUUUCUAGCAAAGGAAGGACUGGGCGAGUUCCUGGCUGAGGAGGAACUUUAUUUAAUCAAGGACAAUGUUAGAAAAUUGUCUCCAUCAAUCACAGCCUACACUCUGGAUGAUGAUAAAGAUGGCUCCUCCUCUGGUACCUACUGGCCUGUUCAGUCUGAUACAGAUGCUCCAGAUUUAGACUUGGGGUGGCCUGAUGUUGCAAGAGGCUUGGAGAAUCAAACCAAAAUUGACCUAUGCUUUCAUCCACCUCGAGAAAACUCACCUACAAUUAAGGAGAUCGUCAGGAAACUAAUAAAGAAUGGACGGCAGGUCAUUGCUAUUGUUAUGGACAUUUUCACUGAUGUGGACAUAUUUAGAGAUGUGCUUGAGGCUGCAGCAAGAGGAGUUCCAGUCUACAUAGUGCUUGAUGACUCUAACUUCAAUCACUUCACCAAUAUGUGUGAGAAACAAGCGGUUCACCUUCAGAGGCUCAUGAAUAUUAGAGUCCGGACAGUCAAGGGUUUAGAUUACCUUUGCAGGUCAGGAAGCAAGUUCCAUGGAAAGAUGAUGGAGAAAUUUCUUCUGGUUGACUGUAAGACAGUGGUAUAUGGAACAUACAGCUUUAUGUGGUCCUUUGAAAAGAUAAAUCUCAGCAUGGUACAAGUGAUCACUGGCCAUCUAGUAGAAUCUUACGAUGAAGAAUUUCGGACGCUCUACGCUCGAUCAGAUAUCCCAAGUAUGUUUGUAACAGAAAGCUCCACAUUAUUGGGAGAAGGAAAACGACCAUCAAUGUGGCAAAAUAGUCUUAAUGCCGGGAUCUACCAGCAUUCGGUAUCUUCAUUUGCUUCAUCAUCUAGCCAGCAUCAGCCAUUUAGCAGGAACAAUCCCAAUAGGCAUACACUUGACACAUUAUAUCAAAAGCUUCAUGGAAGGCAAAACAUGCAUCUAAAUGAGUGGAACAAUAUUGAUAAUAAAUUGAAUCUAUGGAAUUCACAUCUUAGACCUCCCAUUACAAAUGGUCAGGAUGUAGCAAACAGAACCAAUUGUCUACAGACUUAUGAGAGAAACGAUUACAGGAAGAGACAUAGUUAUGCUGGAGAGCAGCCAGAAACAGCAUCAUAUCUUUUGCUGAAUAGAUCAACAAACCACAGACCCUUAUUUCAAAGAAGUGACCAGAAUUUGCUCGAAGAAAAUGAAAGUGUUACUUCUUCAUCUAGAGGUGAAUUUAUGUCCAACACCAUUAGAAAUGCUCUUGAGCGUCUGAAGCAAAACAGAACAACGCCGCACUUUGAAAGGAGCUCAAAUAUUCGGAAUACAUAUCAUGGGCCUAAAACUCUGCACCUGCCUUCCACCCAUAAACUGCCAACCCUAGAAAAUAUGAGAAAGACAGGCUUACGAAACUGGAGAAUUGAAAGCUACCUAAAUGAUAAAGCUGGACCUCCAACAAAUCCUAUCACUGAUUCAUUUGACAACAUUACUCUGAAUGCAACAGACAAUUUUGAAAAUCCAGGGCCCAGGAUGCAAGUAAAUUUAGAAUUAAUGAACAGAACGGAAAUUAAAAGCAACCCCAAAUUGUUACAAUCCCGACUGCGUUCUUCACUAGUUUUCAGAACCCCUGUGAUGAGACAGACUGAUGUCAUCAGCCCUGAUUCUGAAUCAACGGCUUCAACUAUUGAUGCAACCUCAGGGUCAACAACUCCUCAGGAUUUGAGCAAUAUUGGAUAUUCAUUGUUUAAUGCAGAUAAACAGCAUUCAUCAGAUGAGUUGAAAACUCCAACUCAGGCAGGUAUUGAACAGUUUCCUAAAGAUUGCACAUCUUUUCACAAUGACACUGAGAUGAAUCAAAAUCCAAAUCUCCAACAUCAACACAGUUAUAAUCAAAGCUUCCAAACACAUCUGACUGAACAAAACAGAGUGCCAGAUUACAAUGCCAGACAAGAAUCAGGGCACUCCACAUUACCUAAAACAAAGUUUAAUUCUGCUUUAAGCAGGACUUUGUCAAUCCACUCUCUAAAUGAUACAAAGGGAAAUGAAUCUCCCAAGAUGUGGCAUCUGGGGAAAGACAAUAAACAUCAGGAGGAACAUUCAAAUUUCCUUAGAAAAAGUACAGAGAAGAUCAGAUCUCUACUCAACAUCUCCCAUGAUAAAAGAGAUAAUGGGUCUAGAAGUAGAGGGUCAGUUGCAUCCAGUAAUAUGAAUAGCAGUACUGAAACGUUGACCUCCGAGAGUGACCAGCAGGAAAGGAGGAAAAUAGCAAAAUACACAUGGAAUGAACAAAAGGAUAAGACAGCAAGCAUAUCAUCAAAUUGCACAAAUACUCCAAAAUUUGCUCGCGCUAAUAACCAAGAACAAUUAAAUGCAAAUGCUCAGUUGCUUGGGAAGAAUGACAUGAGUCGGGGAGAUGCAUCAGCUCCAAGAUUUGCCAUGGAACAACAAUCGGACAUAGGUAACAGAGAAGAGAGGCUGGGUUCCAGCCCCUCUUCUCUUGUGAAGAACCAAAAACCUGAAGAGUUGACAAACAUGAUCAAUACCGCAAAACCAAGUGACCAACUUAACAAACAGAGAGUUUACAGUCGUUUCGAGAAAGUGUACAUAAAGCAAAGCAACAACUUGAAACCGGAAGGGACUGACCCAACUCCAUUGCGAGUGAGGUCGACUGAUAGCCACAACUCUUUGCUCAGGAAUCAGUCAUCCCAUAAUUCAAGAUUACUCUCAUUUCAAGGGAAUCAUGCACGCCAUGUAGCCCCCCACAAUGAAAAUAGAUUUGAAAAAUUUGUGCAGCGGUUUGUGGGAUCAUUCAAAAAUAAAAAGUAACGAGCUGUAGCCUUGAAAUUACAUUGAGAGCUUAUGAGCACAUUCCUCUGAAAUUGUUCAUGUCACUAUUCUUACAAGUGUUAGCAACUUUUAUAUAACAUAACACCUGCAUUGAAAUAGUACUAAGAAUGCACCAAGUAUCAGUACACCAUGGUCCCAUGUAUCACAGAAUCACAGAAUUGUUACGGCACAGAAGGAGGCCAUUUGGCCCAUUGUAACUGCGCUGGCUCUCCGAAUGAACAUUAUGACUUAGUGCCAUUCUCCUGCCUUUACCCUACAUCCUUGCACAUUGUUUCUAUUCAAAUAAUUUGAAUGUCUCGAUUGAACUUGUAAUUUUAAGUCCAUUGCGUAAAACACAAUGAUGGUGUGCAAGAUAUAGUGUGAGAGAAAUUCCUUUGUAUGACGGCUUCGAUGUUUUUAAGAUUGCUUUAAAAUAAAUAACUUCAGAAGAUUAGAGUGAUCAAAUUUAGUUUUGUAGAGUUAGAGAGUAGAAUUACCUGGCUUCUUUUAUUUCUUGUAUUGGAUGCAUGAACUAAUUUAAAUACUGAUUAUCUUUCCUACGUUCAAAAUUCCGACUUUUCCCACAGUCUGUUGCUUUUUGCCCAUCUACAAUACCUUGUAUUGUAAAUUAGCAUUGAUGGAAAGUUGAGAAUCACAGAAAAUGCUCCAUCUGAUGGUGUUUCUUAAAAGGCUGAAAAUAUUUAAUUUUGGGACUGGACUGUUGCUAGGAUUUCCAAUGGGUACAGCCACUCAGACUUUUCAAUAUGUGAUUGUUUCCAAGGCACUGAGAAGGUAGAAUUGUUUUUGAAUUAUAGUAGCUAACUGUUCCAUAUUUUGUACAGCGGAAUUUGUGAAAACUGAGGUUCACAUAUUAAACAUUGGGGAAUUUUUUAAUUAAAA
Molecule: messenger RNA, 4070 nt
Organism: Carcharodon carcharias (great white shark)
Lineage: Eukaryota; Metazoa; Chordata; Chondrichthyes; Lamniformes; Lamnidae
Gene: sack1b
Product: family with sequence similarity 83 member B
Exons: 5
Coding region: 243-3170 (975 amino acids)
Biological process (GO): epidermal growth factor receptor signaling pathway
Cellular component (GO): cytoplasm; membrane
Source: RefSeq, a predicted model, not a curated record